This is a messenger RNA of Guillardia theta CCMP2712, 696 nucleotides long. RefSeq lists its product as hypothetical. The transcript is spliced from 2 exons. The record is from RefSeq and is a predicted model, not a curated record. The coding region runs from base 1 to 696 and encodes 231 amino acids. Lineage: Eukaryota; Cryptophyceae; Pyrenomonadales; Geminigeraceae.
AUGGCUAAGAAGUGGACGACACGGCCAAACAGACGAUAUGGACUGCAGGUGAUUAACAGCUCGAUGGAGAGGACGCGAGAAUCUGGGCAAGAGGACCCAUGUGUCAAGGGAACUUCGCUGUCAUCUAGAGCUGACAAUGAAUCAAACAACAGAUUGUGCAGAGAAGACCAUUCAGAGAACCUUCAUCCCUUUUCUAAACCAGACAAGACCGAGCGCGAUCUCUCUGAGGAAGAGAUAGUCAUUCAGCAGCAAGAGCAGCAGCUGCAGCAGGACCUGACCGCAUUGAGAAGAAGACGUGAGCAGCUGAGAAUAGAGAAGCUGAAACGAGAACUGCAAGCCGAGGCACAGGAGACCAUCUCGAGGAUAGAAGACCAGCUGCAAGAGAAGCUUCAGUCCCAGAUUCUAGAGUUACUCAAAUGCAAGGAGGAGAAGCUUGAGAGCUUUGCUUGCUACCAACGAGAGGUCGACAGACAGAUCAAGCAGCUUCAAACUCUACGCGAACAAGCAGCCGUACAAGCAGAGGGAUUGGAGCUCGAUUACAUAGAGGCGGUUGAGAAGUUGAGAAGGCAGCAUCACCAGGCUCUGUGCGCCAAGAAGGAGGAGGUCCAAGAGCUCGUGAAGCUCCGACUGGAGGGCGAAACUCUCAAGCCCCAGGAGACCAGCGCUAGUGCAGAAACCAGCGCCGUGACCACUUGA